This is a messenger RNA of Acanthochromis polyacanthus (spiny chromis), 5663 nucleotides long. Its product is annotated as exportin-5. Bases 175 to 3843 code for a protein of 1222 amino acids. The transcript has 33 exons. Gene Ontology annotation, cellular component: nucleus; RNA nuclear export complex; cytoplasm. Gene Ontology annotation, biological process: RNA export from nucleus; protein export from nucleus. NCBI's taxonomy places the organism in Eukaryota, Metazoa, Chordata, Actinopteri, Pomacentridae. The record is from RefSeq and is a predicted model, not a curated record. Gene Ontology annotation, molecular function: RNA binding; small GTPase binding; nuclear export signal receptor activity.
AAGGUUCAAACCCGCUCGCAGCAGCAGCAGCAGCAGCAGCAGAAGAAGAAGCAGAAGCACAUUACCUUGUGCACGUUUGUGCCUCCCUGCUCGUCCGCUGCUCUCAGUCUUGCAGGUGUUUUGCAUAAGGGAGUUACUCACUUUCGUGUCCACAGAGAGACGCUACCUGAAGCCAUGGCUGAGCAGGUGGCCGCCAUGUGUGAGCAGCUUAUAAAAGCUGUGAAUGUGAUGAUGGACGCAGAAACUAGCCAAAUUUACCGACUGGAGGCCCUAAAGUUUUGUGAAGAGUUUAAAGAGACAAGCUCCUUCUGUGUCCCAUGUGGCUUACAAUUAGCUGACAAAGCCCAGCCAGCUGUAGUGAGACACUUUGGUUUGCAAAUCCUGGAGCAUGUCAUCAAAUUCCGAUGGAACAACAUGCAGCAACAAGAGAAAGUCCAGUUGAAGGAGUGCUCCAUGCAGCUGCUAACCAAUGGUACUCGUAGUAUCCUGGAGGAGGAGAGCCACAUCAAAGAUGCCCUGUCACGAAUCGUAGUGGAAAUGAUAAAGAGAGAGUGGCCUCAGAAUUGGCCUGACAUGCUGACAGAGAUGGAGGCUCUCACUAGCCAGGGGGAGGCACAAACAGAGCUGGUCAUGUUGAUCCUUCUGAGGCUGGCAGAGGACGUGGUCACCUUCCAGACGUUGCCCACUCAGCGACGCAGAGACAUCCAGCAAACGCUCACCCAAAAGAUGGAAAACAUCUUCAGUUUCAUGAUGGCUAUUCUGCAUAUUAAUAUCGAGGACUAUCGGAAACAUAAAGAGAUACCUGGACAUGAACUGCAGGCCAGAGCUCACUGUCGAGUCGCUGUGGCUACGCUGAAUACGCUCGCAGGCUACAUCGACUGGGUGUCCCUGGUGCACGUUACGUUCAGGAACUGCCAUCUGCUGGAGAUGUUGUGUUUGCUGCUGAGCGAACCGGAGCUGCAGCUGGAGGCAGCAGAGUGUUUGCUCAUAGGUCUGAGCCGCAAGGGCAAGCUGGACGAAAGGAAGCCGUUCAUGCUGCUGUUUGACGAUGUGGCCAUUCACUACAUCCUCUCUGCAGCACAGUCAGCAGAUGGACUAGCGAUAUGUAAGAAAUCCUCUGACUCCCGAGCCGUGGAGGUGGUGGAGCGGCGCUACACCUUCCUGAAAAGACUCUGUCAGGUCCUGUGUGCUCUGGGAGGCCAGCUCUGCUCCUUAGUGGGCUCAGAUGUCGAGGUGGAAGUACCUGCAAAUUUAAGCAAAUACAUGGAAGCCAUUUUAGCCUUCACUACACAUCCCAGUCAGUUUCUGAAGUCAACCACCCUACCAACAUGGGGAGCUUUGUUCAGACAUGAGACUCUGUCAAAGGAUGCGGUCGUUGUGGAGAUGACCACCAAAUACCUCAGAGCAUCUAUGACCAACCUGGUCAAGGCCGGGUUUCCAUCACGAGACGACAACCCAAGCUGCGAAUAUUCCCGUGUGGACUUUGACAGCGACGAGGACUUCAACUCUUUCUUUAAUUCUUUCCGAGCGCAACAGGGAGCGGUUUUGAGAAGUGCAUGUCGCAUUGUUCCUCUAGAGGCUUUUCAGAUAGCAGCAGAGUGGUUACAAUAUCAGAUCGCCAGCCCAGUCGAUGCUGGAGACGUCACAUCUAAGACUGCAGAGGGCCUGUGCUCCCUCCUGUCUCCAUCAGUGGUCCAGUGGGAUGCAAUGACUGUCUUUGCCGAUUGUGUAUUCUUACAGAUGUUGAAAAGUCUGGAAGAGGAGAAGUUGCCCAUAGAUCAGAGCAUGGAGCUGCUGCAGGCUGUGCUGAACUACGACACCAAAGAUCCGCUCAUCUUGUCCUGUGUGCUCACGAACGUCUCGGCCCUCUUCCCAUUUGCCAUACACAGACCACACUUAAUACCACAGGUUCUCUACAAGCUGUUUAACGCCAUCACAUUUGAGGUUAAUCAGGAGAACAAGGUGCCUUGGACUCGAGCUGUGAAAAACGUCAGGAGGCACGCCUCUUUUUCCAUCAUCAAAAUUUGCCGGGAUUAUCCACAGUUCGUCUUGCCUUGCUUUGACAUGUUUUACAAUCACGUGAAGAAGCUGUUUUCGAGCGAGGUGUUGUUGACUCACCUGGAGAAGUGUACGCUGAUGGAGGCUCUGGUGCUCAUCAGCAACCAGUUCAAAGACUUUGCUAAACAGAAGGCUUUCAUAGAUGAACUGAUGGCCUCAGUGGUUGCAGAUUGGACCUCAGAUGAGAUGAGGCGCGCCCUAUUGGACCCUGUCACCUUCCUGUUCUUUGUUGGAGCUGAUCAGGUGGUCACAGAGUCACAAAGUACUGACACAGAUACAGUGGGCCUUAAUAGGGGACGACUGUGUUUCUGUUUGUAUGCCAUGCUGGCUGUGGUGAAGCGGGCACGCUGGCCUGCAGAUCUGGAGGAAGCCAAGGCUGGUGGCUUUGUGGUGGGCUACUCCCCUGCUGGAGCUCCCAUCUAUAGAAACCCCUGCACCUCUCAGUUUCAUGUACUGCUGCCCAAUCUACUGACUCUCAUCAGGACUCACAACAGUCUGUUCAUACCAGAGAACAUGUCUCGCCUGAGUGAGACCUUCUCUAGAGCCCACGACAUGAUGGAUGCAGAGAAGAAUGUGGUUCUUGGUCUCUCUCAGCCUUCUCUGGAUAUUUAUGUCUCGCCUGUGUACAGAAGCAUCCUGGAGCGCAUGCAGGGAUUUUUCACCUCCUUAUAUGACAACUGCUUCCAAAUCUUGGGAAACGCAGGCUUGUCCCUGCAGCAGGAAUUCUACACCAUUGAGAGGCUGGCUGAAGGAAUAGCUGGCUCUGCUUUUGUCUCCCUCGACCACGUGCCUGACCACAGACUUCGCCCGAUGAUUCGUCUGUUGAUGAGGCAGUUGGUGCUGUCGUGUCCUCAGGAGUACUAUGACAGUCUGCUCUGCCCUCUGCUGGGCCCUCUGUUCGCCUACAUGAUGCAGAGACUCAACAUGAGGUGGCAGGUCAUCAACCAGAGGACAUCUAUUAACGGUGAGGAUGAGGAGGAGGUGGUCUGUCAGGAGAACCAGGUCACACAGGAGAUCUUGGAGGAGCAGCUAGUUCGCCUGCUAACCAGGGAGGUGCUGGAUCUGCUCAUCGUGAGCUGUAUUUCCAGAAAAGUGCCUGAACCUGCAGCAAAUAAGGAGGAAAUAGAUGAAGAAGACAUGAUGAUGGAUUCUGUGCAGACGGCGUCUCCAGCGCAGCCCACGGAGGAGCUGACUGAGCUGGGAAAAUGCCUGAUGAAACAUGAGACCAUCUACAUGUCCCUGUUGACCCUGUCCUUCAGUUUGCUGUCGUGGAAGGACACCGCAAACUGUCAUCGCAGCGCUUCCAUCGUCUGCUGGACCCUCCUGCGACCGGUCGUAGGUGGUAAUCUCCUUCCCGAAGCGGUCUUAUGGUUCUAUACCAGCGUUCUGAGAGGCCUUCAGGUUCAUGGGCAGCAUGAGAUCUGUAACUCCACUCUCUCUCAGCUGGCUAUGCUCAUCUAUGAGAACCUGCGGCCUCGCUACACAGAGCUGAGAACAGUGAUGACCCAGAUCCCGAACAUCAGUGUGAAUGCUCUGGACCAGUAUGAUAACAGACUCAUUGACCCCAAGGCCCAGAAGGUUGGAGAGAAGAAGCGACGAGACCAGUUCAAGAAGCUCAUUGCCGGAACUGUUGGGAAAGCUCUGUGCCAGCAGUUCAGGAAGGAGGUUCAUAUCCGGAAUCUUCCAUCGCUCUAUAAAAACCCAAAGCCAGACAAGGAUUUGGUACAGAGCGGUGAAGCAUUCGGCCUGGCAGCUCUCUUCUCCCCUGAGCGUGACGCCCUGUAAAAACACAUUGAGGUUCCGGUGGACUUCAUGCUAACUGAAGACGGAGUUAUGUGUAUAAACUACAGGUUCCCUCUCUGUCCUGCAGCUGGGGCAGUCUAACGAACAUAUCUGUCAACACUCCUGUUUUCAGGAGGUCACCUUUUCUCACUAGGUACCUUUAUAAAUCCUGUUGCCCACUUUUUAUCCGUUCCAUCGCACAUACCAAAAAACGAGGUACACAAACUAUGAAAAGUUGUCGAAGAUAUUUCAGAUUAGGAAGGGUCUCUUCUCUCUCUGUUAGAUUGUACUCAGUAAUCAUUAAUAUUUUCUCUGCUGCAGAGGAUUUAUUGAGCCACAAACUACCUUUUAUAGAACAAUUCUGGUUCAAUUCUUAGAAUUUCCCCUCGUGGGAUUAAUAGGGGAUAUAAAAUAAAUAAGUAAAAAAAAAAAAAUCAUUUUAUUUUGCGCCUCUUUUUAUUUUAAGGGACGGUAUUUGUCCAUAGCCCAACAUCAUGCACACUAAGCAUGCUGGAGAUUUAUGAAAUGACAAAGUCAAACCGAGAACAAAGCUUUAGUUUAAUAUUCAGUGCAAAAUCUAGCAUCUAAUGAUUUUCAAACAAGCAAAGUCAGUAUAGUAGACAGUCACAGAAACAGCCUGUUAUGCUACUAUGAAGCUAAAAUGUAUUAUGAGGCUUGUGGGGGUGGAGAGCUUUUGUACUGGAAAAAAAAAAAUAUUUCAGUGUUUAGUGUUGGCAGAUAUGUUGUGUGACCAUGCUGCUGCUGUCAAGGUUGUUAUAUCCUACAUUGAAAAGAAAAAACGAAAAAUCUAGGACAAAUCCUGCUGCACAUUUCUCUAGUUACUAUUAUUUCUUUUGACUGGACGAGCUUGAACGGAGUUUCACAUCAUGAAGGACGUGCUAACGGUACCUCAGGCGUGACGUUAAUAAUGAUGGGAUUAAGUUACUUUAUCGAAAUGUAACCUAAGGAGGAAAAAAAAGCUGAAUUUUGUUUUUGUGAAUGAUUUAUUGUACAGCUAUCUAUUUUACAGAUGUUAUACAGUCAGUUUGCAUUUUGCCAACGCUUCAUAUCAGCACAACCUACACGGCCCAAGUACUGUUUGGAAUUGUUUAUUUAAUGCAGAGUACAUAUCAAACUACAAAAUAUACAGCCAGAUUUUGUGCCAAAACACUCGGUGUAGAUUUGUGAUAGAGAUCUAUUCACUUAUAAAAAAAAUAUGAAGACUAUUUAGGGAGUGAACUCAAUGACUAAUGUGUAGCUUAAUCCAAGUCUUUCAGUUGUUUUCUAGCUGGUCAGUUGUUGAUAUUUGUUUUUUUACGUGUUGUUUUGUGUUUGUGCUGAUUUUGCCAGCCAGGGAAAAAAGAAGAACCAGCACUACAUUCCUUCAUAGUCCAAGGAAUAGUUUUUUGGGGUUUUUUUAUGUUUUUUUGGAUGUAUUUUGCUCUUAUGGAGCUGUCACAGCAGAGAGGGAUUUGUUUAUUCAACUAUUUGUUGUGUAGAUUCAGACCAAAAUAGAUGGGAGUUAUUUUGGCUUGGGGUGAGCUCCCUUUAAAUGCUUAGAUGAGUUUGCAUAUCGGAUGUUGUUUGACUGAAAACUGGUUGACAGGCUUUUCCAGGAAUAGGAACUUUUAUGAAACCUUUUUUUUUUUUUUUCUUCUUCACAUUAGUUUAUCUCCGUGUCUUUGUGAUGAUUGUACACAUGUGGCCAUUUUUAAAAAUACUCGUUCAACACUAAAAUGUAUCUGUACAAAGGAGAAAAUCAGCUUUUUAAAAGUGUAGUGUGGUUUAUAUUUUUGUUGUUUUUAAAUAAAAGAAUGAUUUCA